AUGGAGGGAGAAUUCGCUCUUAAGGUCUAUCGGCAGCGGAUUCGCUCGGGAUCUUUUUCCCCCCUCUCUGACGCCGCAAGGUGGAUCUUAAAAACAAGGCUGCGAUUUCAAGGCUUACGGCCCAGGGCGCUGCAGCCGGGGGAGAUGAGUGAACUUCGGGCUCUAACUAAGACUGAAGCGCUUAGCCUCGGGCCACCCGACUGGAAGCAGGCUUGUCAUGCCCUUUUAUAUGCGCCCAACCCGGGCCGGCUUUUUGGCAAGAUCCCGUUGCGUUUCGCAGUGUUGAUGCAGAUGAGGUUUGAUGGUCAGCUGGGAUUUCCAGGAGGGUUUGUGGAUCCUCAGGAUAUUUCCUUGGAAGAGGGACUAAAUCGAGAACUGUGUGAAGAGUUGGGUCCUGGGGCUGCCUCCCUCCACCUGGCUGAGAAGGAUUACUUGAGUUCCCAGGCUUCUGAUCAGCCACAGAGAGUGGUGAUGCAUUUCUAUGCCAAGCAGCUUAGCUUGGAAGAGCUCCGAGUGGUAGAGGAAGGGGCUAUUCAGGCAAAAGACCAUGGAUUUGAGGUGAUGGGUCUCAUCCGUGUUCCCCUCUAUAUUCUGCGUGAUGGUGUUGGGGGCCUCCCGAUGUUCCUCAGCAAUACUUUUAUUGGCAAUGCCCGGGAGCAGCUCAUUCAUGCCUUGGGUACUCUCCAACUCAUGCCAGCGGAACAACUUCAAAAGGCUAUCAGGAUCGCUCAAAAGAGACAUUGAGCCUCGUUGACUCUGGCUUGCUGCCUUUUCAUUCUGAUGGAUUUUGGGAUGCAAUCCCGAAAGAAUUUUAGACUUUAGGAACAGGCAGCUUACAAGGAGAAGAAACUUAGAUACGGUCCUUGCUCCAGUCUUCUACCCAGCCAUCGUUGCUGAUGCUGCUGAAUAGCUUGGUGCAAAGGUUGGGAGCCUGAAUGUGGAAUCCAAUGAUCAGGUUGUUGUAUAUUUAACAUAGGUUGAUUGCGUCUCUCUUGCCUAGAUGUAGGUAACAAGAAUUGAAAGACUUUGGCUACUCUUAUCUUCACGGAAUGUAUUUGUGAUCCGCCUUCCUACAUCCUGCUUGUAGGUGUAAGAUUUCUUCCAAACAACACCCUUGCAAAAAUGGCUCUGACCUACCUCAUCUUCUGUUUUCCAACAUUUACUUUAAAUGUAUAUUGUUAUUGAGAGCAUUCUGAACUUCAUGGAAGUUGCAUUUACCUUCUCUGCAAAAGCCAACUGCAUAUAUCUGUUGAUUGAUCGUGACUUCAUUACUUCAUUGUCAGAUUUCCUUUAUUUUUUGAUCAGUGCUUAAAGAAUGGUUAUAACACUUUUGUAUGA
This is a messenger RNA of Protobothrops mucrosquamatus (brown spotted pit viper), 1338 nucleotides long. RefSeq names its product nudix hydrolase 16 (gene NUDT16). The coding region runs from base 1 to 744 and encodes 247 amino acids. Gene Ontology annotation, biological process: sno(s)RNA catabolic process; mRNA catabolic process. The record is from RefSeq and is a predicted model, not a curated record. Gene Ontology annotation, cellular component: nucleus. Gene Ontology annotation, molecular function: snoRNA binding; phosphodiesterase decapping endonuclease activity. NCBI's taxonomy places the organism in Eukaryota, Metazoa, Chordata, Lepidosauria, Squamata, Viperidae. The transcript has 4 exons.